Canis lupus familiaris (dog) is the source of this 1224-nucleotide messenger RNA. It is a transcript of the gene TACR1, whose product is annotated as tachykinin receptor 1. Gene Ontology annotation, molecular function: substance P receptor activity. Gene Ontology annotation, cellular component: sperm midpiece; plasma membrane. The record is from RefSeq and is marked provisional. Bases 1 to 1224 code for a protein of 407 amino acids. Lineage: Eukaryota; Metazoa; Chordata; Mammalia; Carnivora; Canidae. Gene Ontology annotation, biological process: positive regulation of flagellated sperm motility; G protein-coupled receptor signaling pathway. The transcript is spliced from 5 exons.
AUGGAUAACGUCCUCCAGGUAGACUCAGACCUCUUCCCAAAUAUCUCCACCAACACCUCGGAGCCCAAUCAGUUCGUGCAGCCAGCCUGGCAAAUUGUCCUUUGGGCAGCUGCCUAUACGGUCAUCGUGGUGACCUCUGUCGUGGGCAACGUGGUGGUGAUGUGGAUCAUCCUGGCCCACAAGAGAAUGAGGACAGUGACUAACUACUUCCUGGUGAACCUGGCUUUCGCAGAGGCAUCCAUGGCUGCCUUCAACACAGUGGUGAACUUCACCUACGCUGUCCACAAUGAGUGGUACUACGGCCUCUUCUACUGCAAGUUCCACAACUUCUUCCCCAUCGCCGCUGUCUUCGCCAGCAUCUACUCCAUGACGGCUGUGGCCUUUGAUAGGUACAUGGCCAUCAUCCACCCCCUCCAGCCCCGGCUGUCGGCCACGGCCACCAAGGUGGUCAUCUGUGUCAUCUGGGUCCUGGCUCUUCUACUGGCCUUCCCCCAGGGCUACUACUCAACCACAGAGACCAUGCCCAACAGAGUGGUGUGCAUGAUUGAAUGGCCAGAGCAUCCCAACAAGAUUUAUGAGAAAGUGUACCACAUCUGCGUAACUGUGCUGAUCUACUUCCUCCCCUUGCUGGUGAUUGGCUAUGCAUACACAGUAGUGGGAAUCACCCUGUGGGCCAGCGAGAUCCCUGGGGACUCCUCUGACCGUUACCACGAGCAGGUUUCCGCCAAGCGCAAGGUGGUCAAGAUGAUGAUUGUCGUGGUAUGCACCUUUGCCAUCUGCUGGCUGCCCUUCCACAUCUUCUUCCUCCUGCCUUACAUCAACCCUGAUCUCUACCUGGAGAAGUUUAUUCAGCAGGUCUACCUGGCCAUCAUGUGGCUGGCCAUGAGCUCCACCAUGUACAACCCCAUCAUCUACUGCUGCCUCAACGACAGGUUCCGUCUGGGCUUCAAACAUGCCUUCCGGUGCUGCCCCUUUAUCAGCGCCGGCGACUACGAGGGGCUCGAAAUGAAAUCCACCCGGUACCUCCAAACCCAGGGCAGCGUGUAUAAAGUCAGCCGCCUGGAGACCACUGUCUCCACCGUGGUGGGGGCCCAUGAGGAGGAGCUAGAGGAUGGUCCCAAGACCACACCCUCAUCCCUGGACCUCACCUCCAACGGUUCCUCUCGCAGUGACUCCAAGACCAUGACCGAGAGCUUCAGCUUCUACUCCAACAUGCUCUCCUAG